This is a messenger RNA of Anopheles stephensi (Asian malaria mosquito), 5219 nucleotides long. RefSeq lists its product as uncharacterized. The transcript is spliced from 3 exons. Bases 2987 to 5104 code for a protein of 705 amino acids. Lineage: Eukaryota; Metazoa; Arthropoda; Insecta; Diptera; Culicidae. The record is from RefSeq and is a predicted model, not a curated record.
AUGGUCAAUUUGUUUUGACGCCAAACCAAGCGCAAUAACCUCGAACACAUAAACAUUGUCGGGCAAGGAAGGAUACUAAACACUGAUAUAUUGCACUUUUUUAAGUGGUUGGAUUGGUUUGGUGCAAAAAGAAGUGUUUAAACGUCCCAGAAGUUUUGUGGAAAAUUCCAUCGGGCGAGAAUCUGGCGUGUAAAACUCCGAUUGUAUUGCCUAGAUCGCGUAGAGUAAGGACGGAAGAAUGCCGUAUACCGUAGUGGAAACUACAGCGGUUGGGGGCAGCAAGAAGACGAUGGUAGUGCCCGCAACUUGGGUCGUACCUAAAAAUGAUCGCAUUGGAUUUGUUUAUUGGCCCAACGAGACAGACGAAAAAAACGUGAAGGAGCUAAUUGCGGACGACCGCAGCAAACCAUUGGCACAAUGGGAAAGAAAGGUGUGUAACAUCAUCUUCCGGAGCAUUCCGUCCUUAGCGACGGCAGAAAAAGCAUUAGCAAUACGGCAAAAACUGUCCAACGCUGUAGCAAAAGAAGUUACCCCUACAACGCGAAGCAUCCCCAAUGCUGUACCAAACCCACAGACCACAGCACAGGCAAAGGAUCCAUUUGACAAGCCUGCUCCAAAACUCCCAACAAAGCCGGUGGCGAAAACAUCGUAUGCCGGAGACAACGAUCUGUUUGGAGGGUUUUUUAAGGUAACAUCCGGUAACAAGUGGCUGGGUGAGAACAGUUCGUACCGAAGCAAACUACCAAACACAGAACAAGACCUGGAAAAUCUUCCACCUCAGCUGUACAAUCUGCUGGACGAGAUAAAACGGCAGAUUAUCAGCAAUCAGGAGGAACUGAAGCAAAAGAUGCAAGAAGGUUUUAGUGAAAUGCGAAAAUUAUUCACAUCAUUGACGAAACAAACAGAGCCGGUCGAGUCGUGUGACGGUGGCCAAACCAUGAAAACGCCCGGCGAUGGGUUCACAUUCAAAAAGCUAAUGACGAUCAACGAGGUGAAGCAAUUCGAUGAGCGGCUUGCUAAUGCAAUGUUUCGGAAAAACGUGUACAGCUGGAUAGAUUCUGCCAUCGGGCACGAGUACAUCGCACGGAAAAGGAUGAAAGUUAUGGUAGAACUGGUGUUCGACGAACGGCUGUUUGCUCAGUUCAGUUGGUCCGGAAUGUACAACAAACCGCCACUGAAGCAGUACUUGAACAUAAGGAAACUGAUGCAGCACGUUGCUACCACUCCGUCACACCAGUCCAACCAAAAUGAGGUGAAAUUUCUGUUGCUCAAGAUGAUGAACAGCGGAGAUUCUAAAGGAAGCAUAAUGAGCCAAAAGGCUGCAGAUAGUUUGACAAAUGAUUUAGUAGAGCAGCGAUGCACGGCACCAACUGUGCGGUUGAGUGUCAAGAAUGUAGAGAAUGUUGCAGAUCAGAGGAUUAUCUUCGAUGAAAACGAAAUAAUCGCACUGGACAUUAUAGUCGAAGACGAGGAAGCAAUGGAAUUGGAGGAAAUUAUAGAAAAUGAGCAAAUCAUACAACCAGCAAAUCCGGAUGAAAGCAUCGAGCAGGAUAAAGGCGCACCGCUGCAGAGUGAACAAACGAAACAAACGAAACAAACAGAUGAAGGAAGCUCGACAGAAGUUAAUAUCAAUCGGAUAACAUGCCUGGACGAACUGAACAUGUUUGAAAAUGAACUCAAAGACCCAGAGAUGCAACGGAUGUUACACAAAUGGAUCGACAGUACGGUGGUGAAUCGUGAACCUAACGUUGGGAAACGCUUGAAUACGCUGCUUGACCGGUUAAUGGAUGGAAAAGUGUUGCAAAGCUUAAGCUGGAUGAAUACGAAGAGCACAAAGCGACCGCUGAAUGAAUAUAAAAACUUUGUGCGACUGUUUGAAUACGCGAGCAAAACCGUCAUACACCAGACCGUCAUCUACAAUCAUGGUUGUGUAGCCAAUUUCUUUGCGAAAAGAUUGAGGGAAAGUUAAAUUCAAUCAUCUAAAACUGACAUAAACAGUUUAAUGCUUUUCAACUUUAAGAAUCUAUCUUAUUAAGCCAAUGAAGUUAAUGUUAAACUUAUUCUCUCAAAUCUUUAGAUAAAAUUAGAAUAUAGAAUGAUGACUCGUUCGCCGGAUAGUCCGGGAGAAUCAAAGCUGUUGUACUGCCGGAAAAGUAAGCUGAUAAAUGAGCAUGUCCUCAUGGCAAAUGUCCUCGAAUCUUAACUUACUUGUUUAGCUUGUUCUGCAAACCGCGGCGAGGUUUUGGGAUUCUGCGAAAGUCCACCAUACUGCAAGACCAAAUUGAUCGAGUCGAAAAGGAAUCUAAGGUCUCUUGAUGUGGCUCCUGUGGUUAGCUUCUCGCCUAUAUGAAGCUUCAAAGCACGCCUAUAGGAGUUUCAAAUCUUUGAUGCCAUCAAAGUAUGCCAGGACUUCUUCUCCAUGAUUUACCACCACAUACUGAUGUUCCGAUAUCGAUGGCAAAUUUUCCGUUUCCGUCCGUCCUUUCCACGAAUGGGUCAAAUCGUACGAUUGUUCAGAUAUUUGGCAUCUCUCAAUCCAGCCCCGACAUCGCAUUUCGGAAUAUCGCUUUAGCAUUUUAAAAUUAGCUAAACUCAUCACGCCAAAUUCAAAUCGUGCGAUUGGUAAACAACGUGCUGUUGAACGUGUACGUUCGUAUUCCCUAUUGCAUGUGUGUGCGUGUGGUUUUGCGAACAUCCUAGAGCUGUCAAGUUGAAUGCUGAACCGUAUUAUUAUUUUGGUGGCAACAUUCCUCGAAUUGACUGCGUUCACGGCGUCACUAAAUAAACUCAAAUAAAACAGAGUUAACACCAGCCAAACACGAAAAGGAACCUGCCUGCAGCUAGAUAACGGUGCACUGCACAACGAUAUUCGUGCAGAUUCGCGAUAAUUUUGUGGGAUCAGCUAGUAAACAAACCGUGUGUGAGUGAGUGUGUGUGUGUGUGUGAACGGCCCUAACGUGAAGGUAAAACGGGCGGGCAAAAGCGAAUGAUGCCGUACGUGAUAGUGAACAAGAAGAACAUACAGUUCAGGGAUGUGAUUGUUGCGGCCGCUUGCUGGACCAUAAAGAUGGAUAACGGGAAGAGCUACGUGUACCUACCGAAGGUGAAUUGUGACAGAGUAAAGGAGUUUUUAGAGAACGAAACCCCUCCGUUGGGCGACUGGGAGAAACACGAGUGUGACAUACUGAUCCGGAACAUUCCCACGCUUGGUUCGGCAUAUAAAGCCAUCGAUAUGGUGCGGAGGCGUGGCGUAGCACCUAGGGAAGACAGUUUGGAGCCACAGAUUGGUCUUGCCGUUGCUCAAAAACGUAUUAAAAUAGAUGCGACCGGAGCGGGGGGAAGCAAAGAGAUCCCGGUGACUGUUUACGAGAGCUUAUCCAAUGAAGAUGCCGGGCAAGAUAUGUAUCCGUUCUCUGACGCGGACCAUGCAAAGGAGGACCCGUUUGGAGAUGUGAUUUCACCCCUAGAACAACCACUACCGGUCGUAGCGAGUGCGCUACCCGUGCAGCCUACCUUGCCUGUUGUUGUCGUAGAACAAAAGACUACAAAGUCGAACGAAAACAAGCGCUGCCUCAAAUUGGUGAUGCAAGCAGAGAAUGACCCAUUAGGUGAUGUUGCUACGCCAUCGCCAAUACCUAGACCGACUAUUGUGCAGCUGCCGGACCGGACACAAAUCAAAACCAAGCCAACGCCACCAGCAACAACUAAACCCAUCGUUGUGCGUGUACCGAUGCGGAUGUAUACCGCCAGCAAGCCAUCGCCACCAGCAACACCGCUACUACCAGCACCAACGCCACUGCCAGCAUCACCACAACUGCCACAAAUCCGCAAACAGCAGGUUGUUCGCAAUAAUGCACCGGGCAAUGUUAGUGGUGGAACAAGUAUUACUGGAAAAGUUGUUAGUGGUACAACGGUUGGUGGUAAUGCUGCUGUUCCAAACGAACCGUCGAAGAAAAUUAACGAUCAAUCUCCCCAGCUGCAAAAUUUGCUGUUCGAACUGAAGAGCAUGAUCAUUGGCCAUCAGGCCGAACUCAAGCGACAGGUGUGCGAAGGUUUCAAGCAAAUGCAGCACAACUUUAUGCUGCUGUUGGAGCAACAAAACGCUGGAUCAGGCUGCCACAAUCCCGAAUGCGUCGCCAAGAAUCGUUUCACGUUCGAUCCGCUAACGGCCGCAGAGGAGGUGGAACGGUUCGAAGCGCGACUAAAAGAUGCCGAAUAUCGAACGAAACUGCACCGCUGGAUAUUGACCACGCUCAGAAUGGAACUAGACGGGUGGAAACGAAUGGACAGGAUGUUUGAACUCAUGUUCGACAAAGCACUGCACGCCCAGCUCAAUUGGUCGGACCUAAUCGGCAAGGAACCGUACGUCAACAUGACGAUGCUAUUUGAAUUCAUUGCCACCACACCAGCCCAUCAAGCGAAUUCGGUAGAAGUAGCCACAUUUUUCAAGCAGAAAGUUAUUAACUUCAAACAGGAAGCUAAAAUGGGUACAACGGCAGCGAGUACGAAAGCAGCGCUACCAGCAAAACCUUACACCACCAUUCAUGAUCCAGCAGAUAACGACAACAACCUACUGGAGACGGUCGGAAAUCUGUCGGAAACCGGUGGCACGAUGGAAAUAGAGCUCGUGGAAUGUAAAAAAGAACCGGUUGAACAAAUGGAAAUUAGUGACGAAGGAAGCAACCACUCCUCAACCGAUAAUCCAGGCACUUCAUCCGGAGGGGCACCGCGAAAGUCGGCCAACACAUUCAUUACCAGCAUGGACAAGAUGGACCGGUUCGAGAAGCAGCUCAGCGACAAAAAGGUACAACAGCAGGUGCACAAAUGGGUCGACAAAACGUUUGGCAGCGAGCCGGAUGUGGAGCAACGGUUGGUCCAGCUGCUUGAUCGAUUGAUGGAUGUUAAGAUGUUGCAGAACUUUAGAUGGAAAUUACCUACCUGUGGAAUGCGACGCUUGGUAGAGUACCCGAACUUUAUUGAACUGUUUGAAUACGCCAGCAGAACGGUGGAAGGCGACAAAACUGUACCAAACAUAGAGCUGGUGGAAACGUUCUUCAGAAAGCGGUUGACCUUCGUGCAGCAGCGAAAAGCUCAGCAUAAGUAAGCCAAAACCAACGAACACAAAUUCAUACUCACGAACGAAAGGAAAACCGGGAACGACUUACAAUUUCGUUUCACGAAUAAACACAUCGUUAAGGGGUUUCCCUUUACUUGGUUAA